Fibroporia radiculosa is the source of this 438-nucleotide messenger RNA. RefSeq lists its product as uncharacterized. Lineage: Eukaryota; Fungi; Basidiomycota; Agaricomycetes; Polyporales; Fibroporiaceae. The record is from RefSeq and is a predicted model, not a curated record. Bases 1 to 438 code for a protein of 145 amino acids. The transcript is spliced from 2 exons.
AUGUUCACCAAGCUUGAUUUACAUGCAGGAUACAAUAACAUAUGCAUCAAAGAAGGCGAUGAAUGGAAGGGAGCAUUUAUUACUCCACAAGGGUUAUUCAAACCAACAGUUAUGUUCUUUGGAAUGACAAACUCUCCAGCAACCUUCCAAGCUAUGAUGGAUGGGAUGGCAGAGAACAAGGUAUCAGCAGUACUGAAUUGGCCAAAGAUUGACAGCAUCAAAGCCCUACAACAGUUCCUAGGCUUUGCCAAUUUCUACCGCCAAUUUAUCCCAGGAUACUCUAAAGUUGCACAACCCCUAUUUGACCUAUUAGUAAAAGGGAUCAAGUGGAGGUGGACUGAUGAUCACGACAAAGCCAUCAAUCAACUCAAAGAAUGUUUCAAGACUCAACCACUUUUCGUACAGCCUGAUGUUAAACCAUUCCGGAUGCCUCCCUAA